Drosophila obscura is the source of this 2252-nucleotide messenger RNA. Its product is annotated as putative ABC transporter ATP-binding protein BC_2655. Bases 201 to 2210 code for a protein of 669 amino acids. The record is from RefSeq and is a predicted model, not a curated record. The transcript has 7 exons. NCBI's taxonomy places the organism in Eukaryota, Metazoa, Arthropoda, Insecta, Diptera, Drosophilidae. Gene Ontology annotation, molecular function: ATP hydrolysis activity; ATP binding.
UAAAUCUAUUUCAAAGGUAUCAAUUCCAUCAUCGGCACCAUAUUCUUCAUCUGUAUCAUCUUCGCACAAAUUUUUUGGGCUACCUCCUUUGUGGCCAACACUUAAGGAUAUGAUUGGCGAAUCCAAAACAUCUGCCAUAUUGUCAACCCGGCUACAUUUUCUGUGCUUUUGUGGGAUCCGAAUCAAGGAUUUAUGUGGAAAUGGAGCUUUUACCUUACACAACAACUCAUGCUGUACAGCCGCAUCAUGGUGUCGACAAUAAUGAUUUCAUAUUUACUAUUAGCCUGUGCUUCUGUUUCGGCUUUAUCUGGACUCUACCUUUGCUAUAUUUUACCAUUUGGCGUGGAAUUCGCUACGGUCAUAUUGAAGUAAUUGCCGGAAUGCCGAUCUACAGACUAGGCAUUGCCUCUUUUAUAUAUGAUGUUCUUAAAACAGUAAUAUGCUGCCUGCCAUUGAAUUUAGCUAUAAUUGCUGUUCACCAUGGCAUUCUUAUGAACAUGGAGGUUUUCAUGUUUUUUAUCAACGUAUUACUAGUAGCUGCUUUUUGUGCCCAGUGCAUGAAUUUUUGCGUUUCUUUCUUUUUGGUAGAGCCCCGUACUGGAUAUUUAAUACAUUCAAUAUUAUUCACACUAGGCAUAGUGAUAUUUAUUCGAAUGGUUGAGUUACACACACUGGAAGAACUGGAAAGAAAUGAAUUUUUGAUGUGGGACCUACAUCCCCACUUCGCACUUAUUCACAACCUGGUCCGCUCUAAUAAGAUAUAUGAUUUAAAAGGCCUGUGCAGUGACCAUCAGACAUAUGAGACUAGUGUGCAUUUAGAGCAAUGUCAAAAAGAACCCAACUGUUGCGAUAAAAGCGCACGGGAACUCAAAAUAUUAUAUUCAUUUAUGAGCUUAUAUCUGUUUAUACUGGUGAUGUGGAUCUUUAUUUAUAUAUUUUUUCAAUUUAAAAGGGUCAAACAUGAGCCGCGCCUACGAAACGAUCUAUGGAACAUUAAUCCAGACAGUCGGUAUGACCAGAAUGUGUUACACAAAAGUCAGCGUAAGGAGCUAGGCAACACCUGCAUUCAGGAAAAGUCCCGUACUCGUACUCUCGAACGUCAAUCCAUCAAAACCAAACCGUUACAUGUCGAAAAUCUAGGAGUUUUCUUCGGAUGCAACGUGGCGCUCAAGCAUAUAAAUUUCAUGGUCGAAUGGUACCAAGGCUGGAGCGUUUGUGGAGAAAAUGGAGCUGGGAAAACUGUGUUAAUUAAGGCAAUUCUAGGCAUUUACUUCCACCAGACGGGUAACAUUAGUAGCUUUGUUAAACAGCCCAACCAACAAGAAUACUGCAUUCACGCCGCUUAUAGUGCUCAGGUUAAUGAAUUAGUGGAGCCGCUGACGGUAUUAGAAGCCAUUGAAAUGGUGCUGCAUACUCGUGGAUUAAUAUAUUUAAAUGUGAAAAACGUGGCACUGGCCUUAUGCAGGAUCUUUAAUUUAUACAAUUUUCGGUUAUUUUCGCUUGCCUCAUGCAGCCUUGGUGUACGGAAGCGUCUAAGUAUUGCUAUAGCGCUAACUGGCUAUGCUGAUUUAGUCUUGCUGGACGACCCUUUUUCCCACUUGGAUAUCAUCAGCCAAAACAAUAUUCAUCAUUUUAUAGAAGCCCUGUGCAGACAAGGCUAUUCAGUGGUCUACACAUGCUCGAAUACAGUGAAUCCCCAAACAGUUCCCCGUAUUGCUACGCUUAGCAGCUCAAGUAUGACAACUUUUGGUGAGCGGCAGGAGCUAAUGGGCAGGAAUUCAACAUACUAUGUCGUCGAAGCUCAAAUCGAUAGUCUUAAGCUUUCAGAUCGAAAAUCUCUAGUGGAGGUGCUCUACCAAAAAUCACAAUUCAAUAUAAGUAAUACUGAUGUUGAUGGAACUAUACAGAGUUGGCCAACAGAAGUACAGGAGCAGAAUUAUACAAUUAUACUUAAAAUGGACGAUAAUUCCAAGUCUGACAUGGUACACCCAGAUAUUUCCUCGAUUAAUCUUAUGAUGUGUCGUCUAAUUGAAAAAAUAUUUCCACACGCAAUUGUUAAGACAGCAAACAUUCACACGGCGUGCUUUUGGCUAUCGAAUAAUAUGUACUCUAUGUCACAGAUACUUAAAACGCUCGAAAGUAACAAACACAUUUUAUACUCUUUCUCAAUUGCUUCACCAACUGUAAGCUCUACACAAUUUACUUCUUAAUCGAUUUUUGAUAAAAAUGAAAUAAACAUGGCUGUUUAUUGU